Molecule: messenger RNA, 984 nt
Organism: Penicillium alfredii
Lineage: Eukaryota; Fungi; Ascomycota; Eurotiomycetes; Eurotiales; Aspergillaceae
Product: AHA1 family protein
Exons: 4
Coding region: 1-984 (327 amino acids)
Biological process (GO): protein folding; positive regulation of ATP-dependent activity
Cellular component (GO): cytosol
Molecular function (GO): protein-folding chaperone binding; ATPase activator activity
Source: RefSeq, a predicted model, not a curated record
AUGGUCCUCCACAACCCCAACAACUGGCACUGGGUGAACAAGGAUGCCUCUGGCUGGGCCAAGGACUACCUGAACAAGAACCUUUGCGGCAUAAAUGCCGAGGAUGGGGGCGUGUCCGCCACAGUAGCCAAAGUGCUGUCGAUGGAUGGCGACGUAGAUGUCAGCCAACGCAAGGGCAAGGUCAUCACCCUGUUCGAUGUCAAGGUGUCGCUAGAGUAUUCAGGGAAGACCCAGGACGGUGAGGAGGUGAGCGGCUCCAUCAACAUCCCUGAGGUAGCCCACGACACCGAGGAAGAUGAGUACGUCUUCGAGAUUGAGAACCAUGCGGACUCCGCCUCCAAGCAGCCUGUGAAGGAUCUGGUGCGAUCCAAGAUCCUCCCCCAGCUCCGCACGGCGCUGUCCAAGAUGACCUCGGACCUGAUCACCGAGCACGGCAAAGACCUGCAGCACGCCCCGGGAGUCAACCCAUCCAGCGGCUUCACCCCGGCCAGCGUCCACCCGCAGACCACCAAGAAAGAAUCUCCGGCAACUGCCACUUCUACCACCUCGACGACCGGCAAGGUAGCCGUCAACACGACGACCGUAACGGCGUCGGACGAAUUCCGCACCACGGCCGAGGAGCUCUACAACACAUUCACGGACCCGCAACGCAUUGCUGCAUUCACGCGCGGCCCGCCGCGCCAGUUCGACAGUGCCCAGGUUGGCGGCAAGUUCGCUAUCUUCGACGGCAAUGUCACUGGCGAGUACGUCAAGCUGGACGCGCCUAAGCAGAUCGUCCAGAAGUGGCGUCUGGCGCAGUGGCCUGCCGGCCACUUCAGCUCCCUCGAGAUCAACUUCGACCAGAACGAUCUCGACGGCGUUACCCAAAUGCGGGUUACUUGGUCCGGCGUCCCCGUUGGCCAGGAGGACGUCACCAAGCAGAACUGGGAGUUGUACUACGUUCGCAGCAUCAAGCAGACUUUCGGGUUUGGCACUAUUCUCUGA